Lipotes vexillifer (Yangtze River dolphin) is the source of this 1227-nucleotide messenger RNA. It is a transcript of the gene LDLRAP1, whose product is annotated as low density lipoprotein receptor adaptor protein 1. NCBI's taxonomy places the organism in Eukaryota, Metazoa, Chordata, Mammalia, Artiodactyla, Lipotidae. The coding region runs from base 93 to 1022 and encodes 309 amino acids. The record is from RefSeq and is a predicted model, not a curated record. Gene Ontology annotation, cellular component: early endosome. The transcript is spliced from 9 exons.
GGAGCCCGUGAGCCACCCGGCCCCGGCGGAAAGUUUUCCCUGACGGAGUUUUGGCUGCGGCGGCGGCGGCGGCGGCGGCGGCCCGAGCGGCCAUGGACGCACUCAAGUCCGCCGGACGGGCGCUGAUCAGGAGCCCCAGCCUCGCCAAGCAGAGCUGGGGGGGCGGCGGCCGGCACCGGAAGCUGCCCGAGAACUGGACAGACACUCGGGAGACACUGCUCGAGGGCAUGCUCUUCAGCCUCAAGUACCUGGGCAUGACGCUGGUGGAGCAGCCCAAGGGUGAGGAGCUGUCGGCCGCCGCCGUCAAGAGGAUCGUGGCCACGGCCAAGGCCAGUGGGAAGAAGCUGCAGAAGGUGACUCUCAAGGUGUCGCCACGGGGGAUCGUCCUGACCGACAACAUCACCAACCAGCUCAUUGAGAACGUGUCCAUUUACAGAAUCUCCUACUGCACAGCAGACAAGAUGCAUGACAAAGUGUUUGCAUACAUCGCACAGAGCCAGCACAGCGAGAAUCUUGAGUGCCACGCUUUCCUCUGCACCAAGCGGAAGAUGGCCCAGGCUGUCACCCUCACAGUAGCCCAGGCCUUCAAAGUCGCCUUUGAGUUUUGGCAGGUAUCCAAGGAAGAGAAGGAGAAGAGGGAGAAAACCAGCCAAGAUGGAGGGGACACCCUGGGGGGGGGCCGCCGAGACAGCACUGCUUCGCUGAAGAGCCUGGUCACCACUGGGAACCUGCUAGACCUGGAAGAGACAGCCAAGGCCCCGCUGUCCACGGUCAGCGCUAACACCACUAACGUGGACGAGGCACUGCGACCUCAAGCCUUAAACAGCAGCAGCGUUGUCUGGGAGCUGGAUGAUGGCCUGGAUGAAGCAUUUUCAAGGCUUGCCCAAUCUCGGACGAACCCUCAGGUCCUGGACACUGGACUGACAGCACAGGACAUUCAUUAUGCCCAGUGCCUCUCGCCUGUCGACUGGGACAAGCCUGACAGCAGUGGCGCUGAGCCGGACGACGUCUUCAAGUUCUGAGGCCUGGGGCUGGCAGGACACGUGACAAACCAAAGCCACCCACGUCGGGGGCGGGAGCCAGCUCCAGGACCCCCAGCCAGUGUCCUUCAGUCGGCAGCGCUGUCAGUCUGCAGAUCAGAGCUGCAGCCAGUCAAGCAGAGGGAAGGAGAAAUUCCUUUUUAACCCCAUUCUUUCUCUAAGAACUGAAAGAUGCCUUGAAUAUUUA